Molecule: messenger RNA, 1804 nt
Organism: Panicum hallii
Lineage: Eukaryota; Viridiplantae; Streptophyta; Magnoliopsida; Poales; Poaceae
Product: glycosyl hydrolase 5 family protein-like
Exons: 3
Coding region: 1-1716 (571 amino acids)
Molecular function (GO): hydrolase activity, hydrolyzing O-glycosyl compounds
Source: RefSeq, a predicted model, not a curated record
AUGAGGUUGUUGUUGCCGUCACCCCCCGCCGCGUGGAUGGUGUUGUCCGUCCUCGCCCUGCUGGCGGCGUGCCACCAGGCGGCGGCGGCGGUGCCGACGCUGUCGACGGCGUCGCGGUGGGUGGUGGACGAGGGCGGGAGCCGGGUGAAGCUGGCGUGCGUGAACUGGCCGUCGCACCUGGAGCCGAUGCUGGCGGAGGGGCUGGGCAAGCGGCCCGUGGGCGCCAUCGCGGCGGACGUGGCUGCCAUGGGGUUCAACUGCGUCAGGCUCACGUGGCCCACGUUCCUGGUCACCAACGCCUCCUACGGCAACCUCACCGUUGCGCAGUCCUUCCAGCGGCUCAGCCUCACCGAGUCGCUCGCCGGCGUCAAGGUCAACAACCCCGGCGUCGUCGACCUCAAGCUCAUCGACGCGCUCAAGGCCGUGGUGAGCAGCCUGGGCGAGCACGACCUGAUGGUGAUCCUGGACAACCACCUGAGCAAGCCCGGGUGGUGCUGCAGCAACACCGACGGCAACGGCUUCUUCGGCGACGCCCUCUUCGAUCCGGACGUCUGGGUCGACGGCCUCACCAGGAUGGCCGCCACGUUCGCCGCCGCCCCCAACGUCGUCGGCAUGAGCCUCCGGAACGAACUCAGGGGACCCAGGCAGAACGCCAACGACUGGUACAAGUACAUGCAGCGCGGCGCGGAGGCGGUGCACGCGGCGAACCCGCGCGUGCUGGUCAUCCUCUCGGGCCUCAGCUUCGACAACGACCUGGCCUUCCUCAACUCGCGGCCGGUGAACCUGAGCUUCGCCGGGAAGGCGGCGUUCGAGGUGCACUGGUACAGCUUCUCCAACAGCCAGGAGUGGAGCUCCGGGAACGCCAACCAGGCGUGCGCGCGCGUCUCGGCCGGCGUCACCCGCCGCGCGCUCUACCUGCUCGACAGGGGCUGGCCCGUCAUCCUCAGCGAGUUCGGCGUCGACAACCGCGGCGUCAACGCCAACGACAACCGCUACUACGGCUGCGCCGCCGCCGUCGCCGCCGACCUGGACCUGGACUGGGCGCUCUGGGCGCUGCAGGGGAGCUACUACCUCCGGGAGGGCGUCCUGGGCCUCGACGAGGUCUACGGCGUGCUCGACUGGUCCUGGUGCAAGCCCCGCAACGCCACCGCGCUGCGCAGGGUCCAGGCCCUGCAGCGCCCGCUCAGGGGCCCCGGCCUGGCCGAGGCGGCGCCGUACACGGUGCUCUUCCACCCGAUGACCGGGAUGUGCGUGGUGCGCCGCCGGUCGCUGGCGGAGCAGACGCUGGAGCUGGGCCCCUGCAACGAGACGGAGGCGUGGGCGUACAGCGCGCAGGAGCAGAGGCUGGCACUGCGGGACAGCCCCCAAAUGUGCCUCCGCGCCGAGGGCGCCGGCAGGGCCGCGAGCCUCGGCGCGAGCUGCGCCGACGCGAUGGCGCGGUGGCGCCUCGUGUCGGACUCCAAGCUGCACGUCGCCGUCAACGCGACGGCGUCGUCCUCGGCCGCGGGCGGCGGCACGCUCUGCCUGGACGUGGGCGCAGACGGCCGGAGCGUGGUCACCAACCCGUGCCGGUGCCUGAGCGCCGACAACAGCUGCGACCCGGAGAGCCAGUGGUUCAAGCUCGUGACCAGCACGAGGAGCGUGGCCGCCGCCAAGCAGAACUUGCUCGCGCAGCUGCCGCUCAGGCUCAAGAACUGGAAGAUCAGGUCGUUUUGAUCGAUCAUGGGCUUCCAUCCUACCGAGAGAAAUGUAGCACGUACGUCCAAGGACGACGAGAAUAGAGAGACGCUGCACUUGAACCACA